UGGAGUUUUCAUCACCUAGGCCACUUAGAUGGAGAAUAAAAGGAAUGUGACUGAAUUCAUUUUAAUAGGUCUAACACAGAACCCCAAAAUACAGAAGGUAGUAUUUGUGAUAUUUUUGGUUCUGUACAUGACAACACUCUCAGGCAACCUGCUGAUUGUGGUUACCAUUAUCAGCAGCCAGGCUCUAAGCUCCCCCAUGUACUUCUUCCUGAGCCACCUGUCCUUUAUAGACACAAUUUAUUCUUCUUCUUCAGCUCCUAAGCUGAUCAUGGACUCCCUUCAAGAGAAAAAAGUCAUCUCUUUUAAUGGAUGUAUGGCUCAAGUCUACGCAGAACACAUUUUUGGUGCUACUGAGAUCAUCCUGCUCACAGUGAUGGCCUAUGACCGCUAUGUGGCCAUCUGCAAGCCUCUGCACUACACAACCAUCAUGAGCCACAAACUAUGCCUUCUCCUGGUGGGAGUGGCCUGGACCGGGGGAUUUCUCCAUGCAACCAUCCAAAUCCUCUUYACCGUCUGGCUGCCCUUCUGUGGUCCCAACACCAUUGAUCACUUUAUGUGUGACUUGUACCCUUUGCUGAAACUUGUCUGCAUGGACACUCACACCCUCGGUCUCUUUGUUGCUGCCAACAGUGGGUUCAUCUGCCUGUUUAACUUUCUCCUCUUGAUGGUAUCCUAUGUGAUCAUCUUGCGUUCCCUAAAGAACCAUAGUUUGGAAGGGAGGCGUAAAGCUCUCUCCACCUGUGUGUCGCACAUCACAGUAGUCCUCUUAUUCUUCGUGCCCUGCAUAUUUGUCUAUCUGCGCCCCGUGACCACUCUGCCAAUGGAUAAARCUGUUGCCAUCUUUUAUACGAUGGUAGCCCCUAUGUUAAACCCUUUAAUCUACACCCUCAGAAAUGCUGAGGUAAAAAAUGCAAUCAGGAAGCUCUGGAGAAAAAAAGUGACUUCAGGUAACAAUUAAACAGAAUCGCUGAACAUUACAUACA
Messenger RNA from Urocitellus parryii (Arctic ground squirrel), 983 nucleotides. Its product is annotated as olfactory receptor 4C12. The record is from RefSeq and is a predicted model, not a curated record. Gene Ontology annotation, molecular function: G protein-coupled receptor activity; olfactory receptor activity. NCBI's taxonomy places the organism in Eukaryota, Metazoa, Chordata, Mammalia, Rodentia, Sciuridae. Gene Ontology annotation, cellular component: membrane. Gene Ontology annotation, biological process: G protein-coupled receptor signaling pathway.